Molecule: messenger RNA, 273 nt
Organism: Nezara viridula (southern green stink bug)
Lineage: Eukaryota; Metazoa; Arthropoda; Insecta; Hemiptera; Pentatomidae
Source: the annotation of a GenBank genome assembly
CUACAAUAUGUUCCAAAUAACACCAUUAUGGAAACACUGAAAGGACCAUUUAACGUUCUGUACUUCGUAUGGAGUUCGUAUGGGCACGUAACGAGAAUGGUCUACAUAACCAUGGUCCGUUGGAAGGGAGGAAGAGGAGUCAACCAAAAUAGAAAUGGAUGGAACGUAUUUCUGAGGCGAUCGUAGCAAGAGUACUUCAGGAGGAAGAUUGCUAUGAUAGGAAGAAAUGGCGACAGUGCAUAUUGGGCUAGGACAUAAGGAUACACAGUUCAU